Mangifera indica (mango) is the source of this 4128-nucleotide messenger RNA. RefSeq names its product probable E3 ubiquitin-protein ligase RZFP34. Bases 2884 to 3801 code for a protein of 305 amino acids. The record is from RefSeq and is a predicted model, not a curated record. Gene Ontology annotation, molecular function: zinc ion binding; ubiquitin protein ligase activity. NCBI's taxonomy places the organism in Eukaryota, Viridiplantae, Streptophyta, Magnoliopsida, Sapindales, Anacardiaceae. The transcript is spliced from 12 exons. Gene Ontology annotation, cellular component: nucleus. Gene Ontology annotation, biological process: protein ubiquitination; ubiquitin-dependent protein catabolic process.
CAUUAACAAAUAUAUCGUAUAAUUUUAGUUUGUUUCGAUUUUCCCUCUUUUUUACUAUACAAAUUGUUGAUCAUUUUAGGUAGCAUGCCAUAAUCAGGUGCAGGUUAUGCUUUGAUUUUUGAUAAGUUUUUUGUCUUAGAUCAAGAGCUAAGUUCUGUUUUGUUUGGUCACGUAGAAACCUGACGGAAAUGAGGAGAGCAAUUUGAGUUCAUACAUCUUCUUUUGUAGGUUCUAAAGAGUAUGAAACUUAGCAUUUUUUGAGGUUUAGUUCGUUGUCAGUAGCGGAGCCUAAAACAAAACUUAAGAGGUGGCGUUAAUAAGAUAAUGAAAUAUAAGAGUCAAUUUAAAAUUUUAGAAUUUUAGAUUUUUACUGAUAUUUGUAUAUGAAUUGCCCUAAUUUUUUUUUUUUUCAAAGUUGUGGGGGUCAGCUGACUCCCCUUACCCCCUCCUUCCGCCACUAUUCGUUGUCUCGGGAGUAUGAUUAAGAAAAUGUACGAUUUUAAGUUUGUUUUCUCUUUGUGGCCGAACAUGAUGUUAAGAGACUUCAGAGUUUUGAGUAAUUAAUGUGUGUAACUAAAAUAUAUGACACGUCACUUUGAUUUCAGGCCACCUGGUUAAAUUAAAAGUAGUUUUGUGUCAUUUAAUGUGUGGAUGCGAACGUGUCCUUGAAUUUGUCGAUCUUCUAAGGAAAAAGGAGGUCUGAAUAUCUGGAAUUUGAUUGUUGUUUAUAUUCUGUACUUGGAUUAUAUAUUUCCAUUGCUUCUAAUUGGGAAACUUGUUCUCGCGUGGUACUGUACUUUGUUGUGGUUGUUGCUGUUGUCCUGAUAUAACAUUCGCAUUUUUAGGAAAAAAUUCAAUUUUUCUUGUUUGAUAUCUGUUGUGUGUCUCGUUUUUUAGUGAUUUGUUGCUUUGCUUUCAUAGCUGGCACUUUUUUUAAUGUUUAAAGCAUUAUAUAAUUUGUAAUGCCUCCUAUGAUGUUAAUGUUUAUGGCCAGUCAUGUAUGUAAUGAUUGGAUAUCAGAUGCUUGCCUAGUGUGUCUGUAUAGUGGUUUUUAGGAUGUUUAUGGGGUUUAUUGCUCUUAAAAUUCUAUAUAUUCUAGUGCCAUAUAUGUUUUUGUAUCUUUGACAAUUACUGGAGUGUACCUUGUUAAUAGAGUACUUGGGAAUGGAGGAAUCUUAUAAUUUGCUAGGUUGAUUUCUAAUUAAGGCGCAUUAGUUAUACUAGACUAAAACAAAAAAAACUAGUGUUGAAAUCAAGUUCCCCAGGAACAACAGAUAACUAAAGCAGGAAGGAAAUUCUCACUUCUAACUUUGUAGAUUCUAGCCCAUUAGCAGCCACCAUAUUGGACUUUGUAGUUGUUCUGGCUGUGAGAGCACUGUCGUAUAUGGAAAAAUUGCAUCAGUGGAACCUCAUGCCCAACUGAGAACCCAGGAAUCAUAAUGGCUGGCUGAUAUUUUAUUGCUAAUAACUCAGUGGUUCUGUAGUUUAUCAGACCGCUCUCUUGAUACAAAUUUUGCCUUUGUUUCCGUUAGUGAUGAUCAAUUUUGAGAUGCCCAGUCAUGGGUAUCUUCUCCUGGAGCAGGCAUAUAUACUGGGAGGAGUAUCUGCAGAAGGACAACUAACUUAUUGGAGAAGGAUAACUGGCUUCAUUGGAAAACUACAGCAAUGAGUGUCUAUGGGUUCUGAUGCACAUUUAUGUAUCAGCUUAAUAAGGACAUUAUAACAGUCUUUUUGUGAUGUGAGAUUGCAGUUGCAUCUGCAUAGGAUAACCAGUUUGAAUCGGUGUAAUAAAAUUUGAGGCGGCUUUUUGUUGUGGUGAUACAAUGUCAGCUUUUAGAUGCCAGAUUUCAUUUAUAUCAUGGCUCAUGAGUUGCAAGCGUUCAGGAUAGUCAAGGUCUAUUGGCAAUACUAUAUAGGACUUAGUGUUUACUAUGGGGCAGAUUUUGUAGGUUUUUGAUGUGCAGGAGCUCAUACCUGUUUGAACAACAUCGUGCUGUGAUCACCCCUUUUGAAACCCAAUUAAUUGAAAUUUAUGCUCCUGGAAUCUAUGAUUAUUUUGGCUGUGCCUCAUGCCACCUACUAAUUUGUGUCCUAUUUUUCUAUAUUGAGAGUGAACUAGUGGGAUGAGGGGAGAGUUCCAUUGUUCUGUCUAGAACAUGUCAUUCAUCCUAAACUCAGCUGUCUUCGUAGCCUGUUAUAAAGUAACUACCUGUGUCAGUGGAGAGAACAGUAUUUCUUCACCAGUUGGUGUGCAUCUUCUUCAAUUAGGGGACUUAGUCCUUUGCCCCUUGAUGCAGGUUUGAAGUCCAAAGAUGCUGUUCUUGUGGUUGUUUGAAAUCCUACUAUCAAAAUAUGGAGAGAACUGGCUAGGAUAACAUGGUACUAUAGAGAUGCUUCUGAAAUAGUGAAGAUUGUAAUGAUUUAUGAAUGGGGUAAGUUCAACUCUCAGAGGAAACUUGGUGCAGAGUUGAAAGUGAAGGUUGGGACGUAUGUUGGUCAUUUCCAGUAUAAUUCAUUUGGUUCUGGGACCUCAAGGAAUCAAGUGAUCAUGCAAUUUCUAUUGCUUUCUCACAGCUGGAGGCUCCAGAGUUUCUCAGUGCUGCUCUGUAUUUUUUGUUUGGGACUUAAUAGAUCUGCUUGUUUUGAUGAAUCCUUCUCUUGGAGUAAUGUUGAUUGGAGCUGUUCAAGCUUGGGUGGUGUUGUUGCUGAUUUCCUUUGGUCUGCAGACUGCAGCAGUAUAGAAGAAAGCAACAAUGUCAUUGAGUGUUUGCCUGGCUUGUUCAGGCCACUAGAUAUGUUUUAAGUUUUAGAAUAUUUCCUAAAUGUAUUCAUACAUGCUUUUUUGCCAAUUUCAGCUGUCUGUUCUCAGCAUAGUACUUUGCAAUGGCGGAAGUAACAGCGAAUUAUUCAGACUAUCAACAGUUUGAGCCAAAGAAGGAAGAAAUCAGGUCAGUGAUCUCAGACUCUCAGCAGGAAAAUGGGGAGUGCGGGUUAGGAGCUGUAUCACCAGAUCAUGUGGAUAUGAUUGAAUUACUAAAGAAGGGGCACAUGCAGUAUGGUUGCCAACACUAUCGAAGACGUUGUCACAUUAGAGCUCCUUGUUGCAGUGAGAUAUUCGAUUGCCAUCAUUGUCAUAAUGAAGCUAUGAACAACAUUAAUGUUGAUCAGAAGCUUAGACAUGAUGUCCCACGCCACCAAGUCAAACAGGUGAUAUGCUCUCUUUGUGGGACUGAACAAGAAGUUCAACAAGUUUGUGUUAAUUGUGGUGUAUGCAUGGGAGAAUAUUUCUGCGAGACUUGCAAGCUGUUUGAUGAUGAUACCUCUAAGAAACAGUAUCACUGUGAUGGGUGUGGCAUUUGCAGAAUUGGUGGACGUGAAAAUUUCUUCCAUUGCAAUAAGUGUGGUUGCUGCUACUCAAUCCUUUUGAAGAACAGCCACCCAUGUGUUGAAGGUGCUAUGCAUCAUGACUGCCCUGUUUGCUGCGAGUUCUUAUUUGAAUCAAGGAAUGAUGUAACAGUCAUGCCGUGUGGGCAUACCAUUCACAAAAACUGUUUGAAGCAGAUGAGUGAACAUUAUCAAUAUGCAUGCCCGCUCUGUUCCAAGUCUGUCUGUGACAUGUCCAAGGUCUGGGAGAAAUACGACAUGGAGAUCGCAGCUACACCGAUGCCUGAACCAUACCUAAACAAAAUGGUUUGGAUCCUGUGCAAUGAUUGUGGUAAGACCUUGAACGUACGUUUCCAUGUGGUGGCUCAGAAGUGCCCAAAUUGCAAGUCAUAUAACACUCGCGUAACAGGGGGCUGAUGAAGUGUGGCGCUUGUUGCAAAUUUGGCUGUGAUAUCAACGGCCACAGUUAACUGCACAUGGGCUGGGCUUUGACAUACCUCUCAGCUCUACCGAGACAAGAUCAUGGUGGCUUGAAGUGAUUGGUUGCUUCAUCGGCCAUCGAUGGGACUCUACAGCUUGUGUUGUUCCAGCUUCUCUUUUCUGUCUUUUUAUUUUCCUGUUUUCAGCCCUCUUUAAUUUGUAAUUUUCGCAGUUACUGAAUGGAUAUAUUAUAAAAAACCUUGUCCUCAAAUGUUGUAGUUUUUAUACAUUGUGUUGGUUCUGCAUUGAGCAUUUUAAGCAAAA